Messenger RNA from Olea europaea var. sylvestris, 1032 nucleotides. RefSeq names its product TOM1-like protein 1. Gene Ontology annotation, molecular function: ubiquitin binding; phosphatidylinositol binding. Bases 1 to 1032 code for a protein of 343 amino acids. The record is from RefSeq and is a predicted model, not a curated record. The transcript has 4 exons. Gene Ontology annotation, biological process: protein transport to vacuole involved in ubiquitin-dependent protein catabolic process via the multivesicular body sorting pathway. NCBI's taxonomy places the organism in Eukaryota, Viridiplantae, Streptophyta, Magnoliopsida, Lamiales, Oleaceae.
AUGAGUGACAAUUUGAUGGAAAAAGUUACCGCAUUUGGCGAGCGCUUGAAGAUUGGAGGGGCUGAGGUAGGACAAAAAAUCAGCGAGGGUAUGAGCUCAAUGAGUUUCAAGAUGAAGGAACUUUUUCAAGGGCCAAACCAGGCCGACAAGCUCGUGGAGGAAGCCACGGUCGAAACUCUAGACGAGCCCGACUGGGCCACAAAUCUCGAACUCUGUGAUAUGAUCAACCAAGACAGGGUCAGUAGUGUUGAAAUGAUACGGGGAAUUAAGAAACGGAUCAUGUUAAAGACCCCCAGGAUCCAGUACUUGGCUCUGGUAUUGCUUGAAACUGUUGUGAAGAACUGUGACAAAUCAUUCUCUGAGGUUGCGGCUGAGAGGGUCCUUGAUGAGAUGGUGAAGUUGAUUGAUGAUCCUCAGACUGUAGUCAACAAUCGGAACAAGGCUUUAAUGCUGAUCGAAUCAUGGGGAGAGUCCUCGGAUGAACUACGCUACUUGCCUGUUUAUGAAGAGACUUACAAGAGUUUGAAGUCAAGAGGAAUAAGGUUUCCUGGCCGCGAUGACGAGAGUUUGGCUCCUAUAUUUACUCCUCCCAGAUUGGCGCCAGCUUCAGAAUCAAAUGCCACUGUUGCUCAACAAUUCCAUCCCGAUAUCCCUGCGCAACCCUUUUCAGCUGAACAAAGAAAGGAGGCAUUUGACGUGGCUAGAAACAGUAUAGAGCUGCUUAGCACAGUCUUGUCCUCUUCACCACAACAAGAUGCUCUUGAGGAUGACUUGACCAUCACGCUUUUACGUCAGUGUCGUGAGUCCCAAUAUACCGUUCAGAGAAUUAUUGAAACAGGUGGAGAUAAUGAGGCCCUGCUCUUUGAAGCACUAAAUGUGAACGAUGAAAUUCAGAAGGUAUUGUCAAAAUAUGAAGACAUGAAGAAACCAUUGGUUGCUCAACAGGAGCAAGAACCUGCUAUGAUACCAGUAGCUGUUGAGCCUGAUGAUUCACCCCGCGUAGGAAGAGAAGAAGGGAGGGAACAACGGUGA